Molecule: messenger RNA, 470 nt
Organism: Leptonychotes weddellii (Weddell seal)
Lineage: Eukaryota; Metazoa; Chordata; Mammalia; Carnivora; Phocidae
Source: RefSeq, a predicted model, not a curated record
CACCCUACGACGGCCGCGACGGUUUCCGGGCUGGGCUUAAAGCCGUGUUCCGCGCUAUGGGGUGUUGGCAGCGUUUGUUGAUUUUUGGCGGGGUAUCGCUUCGGGUUGGUGGCGGGGCCAGUGUCCCGCUUGGGGGAAGCCGAGUGUUGGUUUGUCGGCGCCAGUUAUCUGGCGCUGACAGUGAGACCCUAAAACAAAGAAGAGCACAAAUUAUGUCCCGAGGACUUCCAAAGCAGAAACCAGUAGAAGGUGUAAAGCAAGUUAUAGUUGUGGCUUCUGGAAAAGGUGGAGUUGGAAAGUCUACUACAGCAGUGAACCUUGCACUUGCACUAGCAGCGAAUGAUUCGUCAAAGGCCGUUGGCUUGCUAGAUGUGGAUGUGUAUGGCCCUUCAAUUCCAAAGAUGAUGAAUCUGAAAGGAAAUCCAGAAUUAUCACAGAGGUUGCCUGGGUGGCUCAGUUGAUUAAGCGCC